AUGGCACCACCUGGCCCUCCCAACCGUGCGGGCCCCCUGGUACCGGAGCGUGUGCGUGAAGAUAUCGACCAUGACCGCAUCCAUGGCGGCGACUUGCAAAUCGUUCCCAACGAGCACGGUAACCGCAACAUCGACGUCCACGUCGCUGUCAUGUUCCAGGUCAAGCUGGACUUUAAGUUCGCCGCCUUCUUCCCACAAGAGAUCCGUGACACGGUCGAGCGUAUCUUCCACGACGAGCUGGUGCGUCAGCAGAACCCUCCCGCAGACCAGUCGCAGAAGGGAUAUGUAUACACCAUCAACGGGGGCAAGAUCAUUCGCAGCUUCCGACCAGCCCACUACUUCCGCGCCUAUGGCUACAGCGAGGAUGUGGAGAACGCUAAUGUCAAGCUCCUAAACCUCAUCAUGAGGGAAGAGCCCGAGAUGGUGCCAGUAUUUCGCCGCAGGAACUUUAUCCGGAUGGAGCAGGGGCUCGCGAGCCAGAAGGCAAAUCCAGAUAUCCUGCAGCAUCAUGCACUUCGCUACGGAGAUGCUGGAUGGAACGUCGACAAGCAUCACGGUCUUGCCAUUCUCUAUCCCAAGCCGGAACGGGAGGGGCAUACCCUUCGGGCCUACUUCGUCGAGCGGGUCGAAGUCAACCAGCCGGAGAAUGAGGUCGCGGACAGGGCUGAGGGGGAGGAGACUGAGGUCAAGGAGGACGAUAUGGAUGUGGAGCAAGGCUGA
This is a messenger RNA of Trematosphaeria pertusa, 720 nucleotides long. RefSeq lists its product as uncharacterized. The transcript has a single exon. NCBI's taxonomy places the organism in Eukaryota, Fungi, Ascomycota, Dothideomycetes, Pleosporales, Trematosphaeriaceae. The record is from RefSeq and is a predicted model, not a curated record. The coding region runs from base 1 to 720 and encodes 239 amino acids.